ACGCUGUGGUCGUCUUUAAAAUAUAUUUUAAAAGUUAAAUAGUUUAAAAAUUAUAAAUUACAAACAUGAGUUUAAAUACAUCUAAAAAUUCACAAUAUGAAAAUGAACAUUUAAUUCAAAACAAAAGAAAUGGAACGACAAUUACGACAGCCCGAGUACCACGGGAAAACGAUCACACAACAAAUAGUGGAACUGGAGCGGAUAGUGAAAAACAAGCAUUUCUAUCUACAGAACCGGUUCGUUUGACACCAGCAUGGGAGGAAGUAAAUGUACCGGAUGAUGAAUUAAAUUUUAGAACAAUUAGUACGGAUCAAGCGAACUUAGAAAUGAAUCCGCCAAAAGAUCGUUUAAAUUUAGUGUAUUGGGUUAUAUUGUUGCAUGGUAUUGGUAUAUUGACUCCUUGGAAUAUGUUCAUUACAGCCAAAGAGUAUUUUGUUGAUUAUAAAUUAAGUAAAGAGUAUACUGGGGAAGAAUCUAUGUAUGGAACAAAUUUUUUAUCAUAUGUUGGUUUUGCUGCCCAAGUGCCUGGUUUAAUCUUAAAUUGGGGAAAUAUUUUCAUCAAUAUUGGAGGUAAUCUAACAAAACGUAUUGUAUAUAGCAUCACAGCGUUAGCAAUCAUCUUUUUAAUCACCAUAUUGUUAGCAAUGUUUGACACAUCUAAAAGUCCUGGAUUCUUUUUUUUUGCAACAAUGACUUGUGUAGUCAUCUUAAAUAGUGCUAAUGGUAUUUAUCAAUCAUCAGUGUUUGGUUUAGCUGCCACAUUGCCAUCUAAAUAUUCAGGUGCUGUAAUAUUAGGAUGUAAUAUUUGUGGAACAAUUACAACACUAAUUAGUAUAUUAACAAAUACGUUAACGUCAAAUAAACGUACAGCUGCUAUUUACUAUUUUAUCACUGCCUUAUUCAUUUUAUUAGUCGCUUUUGAUACAUAUUUUGCAUUACCAUUAAAUAGAUUUUAUAGAUAUCAUAAAAUGAUAAAUGAAAGGGAAUCAAAGAAACAUAAUCGUGACAAUCAAAAGACUAAAAUACCAUAUUUUAAAGUAUACACGCAAGCAUUUCCACAAUUAUUUAAUGUCUUCUUUGUAUAUUUUGUUACAUUAUCCGUGUUUCCAGCUAUGCACGCAGAUAUAAAAAUGUCAGAUCCAAACUUUUUUGUUCCUCAACAUUUGUAUACAUUAAUAACUUGUUUUUUAACAUUUAAUGUCACUGCAAUGAUUGGCAGUUCACUUGUUUCAUUUUUCACAUGGCCAAGUCCAAAAUAUUUAUUUAUACCAGUAAUAUUAAGAGCUCUGUAUAUACCAUUGUUUAUAUUCAUGAACUAUCAUCCCAAAAAUAUAGAACGUAAUUUACCAGUUUAUAUUGAUAACGAUUGGGCAUAUUGGAUUAUUGCAAUCACUUUAGGUUUAACAAGCGGAUAUUUUGGGGCACUGGCCAUGAUGUAUGUUCCUAGAAAAGUUGAUCAACAAUACAGUGGUACUGCAGGAAUGUUUGGAUCAGCGAUGUUAGUAUCAGGAAUAUUAUGUGGAGUGCUGUUUUCAUUUUUAGGACCACCAAUUGUAUCAAGGUUACCAAUUUAACAGUUGAUUGCAUUCGUUAAACUUUUAUGUCAUGUUAAAGCUGAUGCUGGUUAAGUUGGAUCAAUCUACACAAUACAGAUCCAAGUUGAUAUAAAAGUUUAGACGUAAUGCUGCAUAUAAUACAAAACAAAAUCUAAUUAUUUUUAUUAUUUAACCAAAUUUUGUUUUGUUUUAUACCUGCCUGCUACAAACAUAAAAACGU
Molecule: messenger RNA, 1776 nt
Organism: Chrysoperla carnea
Lineage: Eukaryota; Metazoa; Arthropoda; Insecta; Neuroptera; Chrysopidae
Gene: Ent2
Product: equilibrative nucleoside transporter 1
Exons: 9
Coding region: 66-1574 (502 amino acids)
Biological process (GO): nucleoside transmembrane transport
Cellular component (GO): plasma membrane
Molecular function (GO): nucleoside transmembrane transporter activity
Source: RefSeq, a predicted model, not a curated record